UAUCAGCAGUGUCACAGCAUUCUGCGUGUGAAACAGUUAGACUUUAGAAUUUGAAACAUAGCUUCACUUGAAAUGUUUGGCUGGACAUUCUCAACCCUGACUCUGACCCUUUGUCUCGUAGUGGGUCAGGAUACAUGGACAGUUCUUAUCCAAUCCCGUGAAGCAGUGACGGUGACUGAGGGUGGGACAGUGACAUUUCGCUGUGAUUUGCGGAGCAGUAAUGUCUAUUACACCGUGGACAGAUACACCGUACACUGGCACCAUUCCCGAGACGGGCCGGUCAUACUGAGUCAUUAUACGGACGGCGGUGUUUACCGAUCGAAGCAGCGGUACUCUGAGCGGUUUCAGCUUUCCAGAAAUGUGACCAGUAACAGCUUCAUUCUGACCAUCAGAGAGCUGCAGCUCAGUGACACCAAUACCUACUUCUGUCAGAUUUGGGGGGAUAUCUUUGGGAACGGGACCCGGCUGAAUGUGACCAGUGCAAAUGUCCCAGUCCUUCUCCAGUCUCCGAGCCUGGAACGUGUCACUGAGGGUCACACUGCCCGGUUACAGUGCACCAUGAGGAAUGCCGCAGUGACACACACCGAUGUUCAUUGGUAUUGGGAACAACCAGGGAAUACCAUGCAGUGGGGUUUAACACAUGACACGAGGAACAUCACACGACGGAGCUCAGGAUUCACUGAGCGAUUCCAAUCUUCCAGAGACUCCUCCAAUGAAACCUUCAUUCUGACCAUCACAAAUGUGCAGCCCAAUGACACUGGAGUCUAUUACUGUAAAGUAUGGGGAGAUAUCAGUGGGAAUGGAUCCCAGCUGAAUGUAACAGACCCAUUGGCUGAUCCAGUCCUCAUUCAGGAUCCAGUGGUCAGCAAGGUACCAGAGGGUGAAACUGUCGAAUUCCAGUGUGCCAUGCACAAUGCCAGUGUGAUUGACACUGAUGUCCACUGGCACUACCAGCGACCUGGCAGCAACAGGAAGUGGGUGAUAAGCCACUUUGUGAAUGGCACCCUCACCAAGGCCCACGGUUUCCAUGAUCGGGUUCAGCUUUCCAGGAAUGUCAGCAGGAACAGUUACAUUCUGAGCCUUGUGAAUGUGACUCGGAAUGAUACUGCUGUGUACAGCUGCAGUGUGUGGGGCUACAUCUAUGGAGCAGGGAACCAGCUCAAUGUAACUGUUGCAACUCCCCCAGUCCUUCUCCAGUCUCUGAGCCUAGAAGGUGUCACCAAGGGUCACACUGCCCAGUUACAAUGCACCAUGAGGAACGCCGCAGUGACACAUACCGAUGUUCACUGGCACCGGAAACAACCAGGGAAUAACAUGGAGUGGGUUUUAACACAUGACGUGAGGAACAUCACACAACGGAGCCCAGGAUUCACCCAGCGAUUCCAGUCUUCUAGAGCCCUCUCCAAUAACAGCUUCAUUCUGACCAUCACAAAUGUGCAGCCCAAUGACACUGGGGUCUAUUACUGUAAAGUGUGGGGAGAUAUCAGUGGGAAUGGAACCCAGCUGACUGUAACAGAACAAUCUGGAAAUUGGUUAUUAAUGAUCAUCAUUGGCACCACCCUGGCAUUUGUUCUCUUACUCUGCAUCUUUCUCAUCGUACUUCUUUACAUGAAGAAAUGGGCCUGUUUUCAAUUCCGAUCAAAACCAGAAGGGACCUCUGAAGAAGAGCUUAAUACGGUCUAUGCAACAGUCAGUGAAAAAGUGCAGAAAAACGAACAGGCCCCUACUCCAUUGGAGGAAGGGGAGCUGUAUUACGCUGAUAUCCAUUUCUUCCGAAAGAAAACCACAGGACAAGUUAUGGUGAUGACUGAGGAGACAACUGAGUACGCUACCAUUAAACAUACAUAGAGAAGAGAAAUCAAUUCUUCUGCAAGUGACGAGGAGCAGUGUUUGCUACCAUUAACUCCAAAAUCAGCAGCAACAGGGAUAAUGGGUCAUCACAAUCGCUUAUUGAUAUUUCUGCUUGAUAACUAUUCCUGAAUUUCCAGGAUGCAGCUUCCUGACAGAUUGAAGUCUCUGGGCAGUGAGUCCAUAAGGUGACCAGAUUUUUAAGUUAGAAACCAAGAUGAGUUUAACAGGCAUGGGAAAGAGGGGCAUCGCUGAAGAUUAACACAUUGGGUGACCAGUGGGAGGAGUCUCAAGGUUGAGCAUUGAAAUUGGGGUGGGUGGGGAAUGAGGGUGGCGGGGGUAAUAGUCACAUGAUGACACUUUCCGGACUAUCUCCAGCUGGAGUUGGUGACCUUCUCUUACACUUUGUUUCUAAAAGGUCAUCCACAAAGGGGCCUUCGGUGCUAAAGACAGCUCCUUUGGAGUCCAGAACGAGGGCUCACAGUCCAAGGAUAUGGAGUAGGCAAUUUAGGACUGAGAUAACAAGAAAUGUCUUCACCCAGCGAUUGGGAAGCCAGUGGAACUCUCUAUCACAGGAAGUGGUUGAAACUAAAACAUUAACUAUUUUCAAGAAGGAGUUAGACAUAUUUCUUAGGGCUAAAGAGAUCAAAAAGCUUGGGGGAAGAGAAAACAAGAACAGGAUAGUGAGUUAGAUAAUUAGCCAUCUUCAUAUUGAAUGGCAGAGUAGGCUCGAAGGGCUGAAUGGCCUCUUCCUGCUCCUACUUUCUCUGGCAGGGGUGAGGUGAAGGCCGAGGAGAGAGGCUGAGUAUUGGCAGAGGAGAUACAUGAUGUUGACCUUGAAAAAGUUGUACCUUACUGUCAAGCCUCUUCCAAGGAUAUAGGAUUCACUGCGCUAGGUGAAGUAAUGGGGGCUUCCAGGGAAAAAAACAAUUACGUCAGACUGACUCUCUCCUAAGACCCAGAUUACAUUCUCAGCUAGGGAAAAGAUGAGAACUGAGCUAUUUGAACUAUUUUCGGGAAAUUAUCAGGAACUCAGCAGAGUUUGAGAAACUGAGACAGUCCCUUUGAAAGCCUAGGAAUCUGGUCACCCCAUGAGCCCACUCACCAGCAGCAUUGUCUCUCAGGAUGUGAGCUGAGCAGAAGCCAGAGAGACCUCCCUAUUUUAUUUAACUUAGAUUCCUCCCCAAACUUAGCAGGAGGUUCUCCCUUGUUAAACUCAACAAAAUUAAACUGCCCUGGUGACCAAGAACACCCGGAUUCUGAACUCCCGAACCUCGUUCACAUGCUUUCCCACUAAAGAUUCAUAUGGACUCAUCUUCGUCAUAUGAGACCCUUGCCUGCCUUGGGUUUUGUCAUUAGCAGGGAAUCAAUGAGCUGAUUUGAGAAGACUGACUUCAGUGUCUCAUGUAACUGCGCUGAACAAAACAAACAUACUUUGGACUAGGGGUUGAACCAAUUGCAGAUUUAUUUAAGGCAUUUUAGAAUGGCAGGGAUUUUAUUUUUAUUCAAAUGUUUAAAGCUGGACAGAUAACUAAACAAUUGUGUAAAAUCAAAGUAAAAAUAAUGAAGGUGAUUUUAGUGAAGAGUGAAAUGGAAUGAAUGCUCAGACAGAGCAGGAAUCAUUCUUUUCAUGUGUUUGUGAGGUGCUUUUAACCUUUUGAGGUGUGUUGAAGAAUGAGCUCAAUGGAGGGAGUGAGUGGUUACGAUCUGCAAUCUUUACCCGCUCACCUGUCUCAAUGCUGAACACGAAACUCACACCUUUUAUUCUGAAAUUGUAAAAUAGUAUAUUUUAGGAAUCCAUAAUGCAAGCAUUUACACAUUUCCUGCAAUUAUUAAACAGCUUCAUUAUUUUA
Molecule: messenger RNA, 3701 nt
Organism: Chiloscyllium plagiosum (whitespotted bambooshark)
Lineage: Eukaryota; Metazoa; Chordata; Chondrichthyes; Orectolobiformes; Hemiscylliidae
Product: immunoglobulin superfamily member 2-like
Source: RefSeq, a predicted model, not a curated record